GGGCGCGGCGGGCGGGCGGGGAGCGAGGGCGCGUGCGUCCGCGCGCACAGGCCGCGGAGGAGGGGCGGCGCGAGUCAUGGCCGGGGACAGCGAGCAGACCCUACAGAACCAGCAGCCCAACGGCGGCGAGCCCUUCCUGAUCGGCGUCAGCGGGGGCACGGCCAGCGGCAAGUCCUCUGUGUGUGCGAAGAUCGUGCAGCUGCUGGGGCAGAACGAGGUGGACUACCACCACAGGCAGGUGGUCAUCCUGAGCCAGGACAGCUUCUACCGUGUCCUCACCUCCGAGCAGAAGGCCAAGGCCCUGAAGGGCCAGUUCAACUUCGAUCACCCGGAUGCCUUUGACAAUGAACUCAUCUUCAAAACUCUCAAGGAGAUCACCGAGGGGAAAACCGUGCAGAUUCCCGUGUACGACUUUGUCUCCCAUUCCCGGAAGGAGGAGACGGUGACGGUCUACCCCGCGGACGUGGUGCUCUUCGAAGGCAUCCUGGCCUUCUACUCCCAGGAGGUGCGCGACCUGUUCCAGAUGAAGCUCUUCGUGGACACGGACGCGGACACCCGGCUCUCCCGCAGAGUGUUAAGAGACAUCAGCGAGCGGGGGCGGGACCUGGAGCAGAUCUUGUCCCAGUACAUCACCUUCGUCAAGCCCGCCUUCGAGGAGUUCUGCUUGCCGACAAAGAAAUACGCGGACGUGAUCAUUCCUAGAGGUGUAGACAAUCUAGUGGCCAUCAACCUCAUCGUGCAGCACAUCCAGGACAUUCUCAACGGAGGGCUGUCCAAGCGGCAGACCAACGGCUAUCUCAACGGCUACGCGCCCGCACGCAAGAGGCAGGCCUCCGAGUCCAGCAGCCGGCCGCACUGACCCGCGCCCCGGACCCUGCCCCGCUCCGGACAGGCGGCGGCAGGGGCGUGGCCGUCUGCACGUACGGUUUCCUAGGACUCCGCUUAUUUAAGAAACAACACGGAAAAGAAAUGCCUUUGAUCUUGAAAUGGAACUUGACCCUGAGCUUACACGACGAACUGUGCCAACUACUACUGGUGAUGCCUAAUCAUGCCAACCUGUACCAGUUACAAAUACACACACGUAUAUAAAAGGAUCUAUUUUUGUGUAAAUGUACAAAAUACUGUAAAGCUGUUUGCUGCUACGUGUCUUGCAGGAGGGCCCGCGUAGACGUGUGGGGCCUGGAGCUGGAGCUCCCCCGAGGCCAGGUGGCCCCGCGGCCAGGCGGGCGGGCUGGCACCUGUGAGGUGGGAGCAGGGGGGCUCGUGGCCCACGCUGAGCGCCUGCCGAACGCACUGCUUGGAGCUGCAGCUUACGGACAUGGCGAUGAGAGACUUUUUUUUUUCUUUUGAGUUGAAAUUAGGAAGACCUCACCCGGAAAAUCAAACUCAGGGAAGGGGCCCUUUGGAGAGAGCGCGUCUUCUGCGUCGUCCCAACGGCCCACCCUACGCCCACCCCUGGCUGCUCGGGUGGCGGCGUGACGACUCCCUCACUCCCCGUGACUCGGUCUCCAAAGCCAGAGCUGCCUGUCCCUCGUCCCUGGCAGGGAUCUGGCUCCCAGGGCGUCACGGACCAGACUCCCCAGGCUUUUCCCAGGGGCGCACAGCGGUCCCUUGCAGUCGGGGUGCUGAAGAGACUUCUGCUGGCAGAAGGCCAGCUGGCAGCCCCUCGCAGGGUGGCAGCAGAGCUCUGCCCACGCAGGGCACAGUAGCUCUGUCCCGGAGAUGGGGGGUUUGCAGGGAGAUGGGGUGGCACGCGCCUUGAGCAGCGUCAUCGCUGGCGGCAUCACAGAUGGGCUGCCUUUCGGGUGUGGCAGCGCCGGGCGUGGAGGGGAGACGGGAAAUGGUAUUUAGGUCCUAAGCUGGAGUCUUGGGAUGAAAGGCUCGGGGUGGAGAAUUCCAUCUUCCCCGGGGGCUUCCUCUUGGCGAAAAUGAGUAGCUUUCGAAGAAGCAGAUUCUUGGAGUCCGGCUGGCGGGGGUGCGAGAAGUGGGGGACAAGUUGAGGUCUGAUUAGAGUUCGCGCCCCGGCCUGUAACUGCCCGAGAGAGCCUCCCUUUCUCAGUUGCCACGCCCUCAGCUUGCCCCCCACAGCGGCUGCCCUGCCUGAGUGUUUUUGGGGAGCCCUGCCCUUCCCUUCCUGAUGCUGCCAAAGCUCACGGGAGCCAUUCAGGUACAUCUGCCAUGUGCCCUCGAGCACCAUUCAUGUUGACCCCCCUUUUCUGGACUCGGUUUGACUCUGUUUUGCUGUUUGAAACCUAAUCCCCAACAGAGCUCGCCGCCCCUGAGACCGGGGGAGACGUGUCACAGGCCGGAGGGUGCUCCUGACCCCGCAGCCGCCCGGUGGGCACGGGCUCCCGGGCUCCAGGCGGAGGUGCUGGUUGUCAGAAUCAGUGUUCAUCACCGUCCCGUCCUGCCUUGCCCGGCUCUGAGGGGAAGGGUGGCGGGCAGGCCUGGGUUCGGUCCUCCUGCCGCGGGGGCCUGUGCUCCGGGCGGCCCGCCCCCGCGCGGGAGCCGUGGCCUGUCCGUCAGCGGGUAGCGCCCUCACCUUUACUUGAAGCUCCCAGGUGCCAAACCAUUUAGUGCCUUGGCUGUGGUCCCCCUGCCUCGGAAGGUGGGCUUUCUCAUCUCGGCCUUGACUACGUAGCGGCCUCCUCGUCCACCCGUGGCGUGGGGGCCAAGCCGCUGUGGCCGAGCGGCCCGGUCCAGGCUGGGAAGCAGCGCCAAGGCUGCCCUGCCUCCCGGGGAAACCAGCUCCAGUUCUCAGUGGCUCCGCACGGGGCGCUGGGCCACUCUCGCUGGCGGUGCCGAGGAUGGCCCGGUUCUGGGAGCCCUGUGCCCUGGGCCAGGAAAGGGGGAGCCCUGCCGAGCCCAGCAUUUAGCCGCUGAGGCUGAACGUGAGCUUCUGUAGGACGAAUCCUGGACUGGCAUUCGAGAGCCGCGGGGUCUCGGAUCGCCUGGAGAGUCAUUAGGCCACGAGCACGUCAUCUGGUAUCUGCCCUCCGGGCUGGCAGCCGCGAGCAGUGGGUGAUGCUGGUCAUGCCCACGGGAGUCUGGCUUCAGAGCCCCACGGUGCCUGCUUCUCCCUCUGCACAUCCUCCCACGCGUUGUCCGCAGACCAGGGCGCGGGAAACUGGCGUGAAGCCUCGGCCGCCCGCGGGGAGGCCUGGCCCCGCACCCCCUCAGGCUCCCGGAGCUGCUGCGGCCUCGUCCCUGGGCAGCCCGGCCAGCGGGAGCAGAGGUGGGGAGGUGUGAGGAAGCGCAGGUGCUGACCUCGGUGUCCUGCUGGGAGUGGGUUGC
Messenger RNA from Eptesicus fuscus (big brown bat), 3294 nucleotides. It is a transcript of the gene UCK2, whose product is annotated as uridine-cytidine kinase 2. Bases 77 to 859 code for a protein of 260 amino acids. The transcript has 7 exons. The record is from RefSeq and is a predicted model, not a curated record. Gene Ontology annotation, cellular component: cytosol; cytoplasm. NCBI's taxonomy places the organism in Eukaryota, Metazoa, Chordata, Mammalia, Chiroptera, Vespertilionidae. Gene Ontology annotation, molecular function: ATP binding; kinase activity.